CGAAUCCCGCCAUCAUGGAGUCGAGGAGUCGCUUUCUUCUUGUCUUAUAACCUUUACACUACGAUUUGAUCCCUACUAUACCCCUCAUCCUCCUUCUCAUCACCACACCAUCGCUCACCACAACCCCCAACAUGUCCGACACGCCCACCGCACCGACCGGAGACCAUGACGUCCGCGAACCUACCUCCCCCGACAACACCACCGACGAGCAUCAACAUCCCCAACGACUCGAACUCACCAUCCACCACCGCAACACGCCUCACACCCUGACCCUCCCCGCAACUGCCACCCUGCACGAUCUAACCCUCCACCUCGAACACCACCUCAACAUCCCCGCCUCCCACCAAAAACUGCUCAUCACCCCCCCGCCCCCGCGCCACCUCAUCCCCGGCACCCUCAAACCGCCCCUCCCCGCCACACAAGCCGCCCUCCCCCUCACGACCACCCUCUCGCUCACCUCGCCGCGCUUCAAACUCACCAUCCUGGGCUCGCCGGUCCCCGAAGUCACGACCCUCAACGCCCAGGGCGCCGCCCAAGCCGCCCGCGAGCACCGCCGCCUGACCACGCACGCCCAAUACGCCGCGACGGCGACCCCGUCCGCGGUCUCGGCCUCGCUCUCGCGCAUCCACACUCUCUCCAGCCACGACCCCACCUCGCAAUACACCUUCCACCGACUCGUCCCGCUGGCCCACCUCCCCAACCCGCAGCGCAGCCACGCCUUCCUGGCGCGCCUCCGCGACGACCCCGGCAUCCGGUCCGCGAUGCGCCUCCAUCAAUUCUCCGUGCCCGUGCUCACGGAGAUGGACCCGGUCGAGCACACGACGGCCCACUCGCGGACUCUGGGCCUCAACCGCAACAAGGGCGAGGUGAUCGAGUUGCGGCUCCGCACCGACGCCUACGACGGCUACCGCGACUAUCGGACGAUCCGCAAGACGCUGUGCCAUGAGCUGGCGCAUUGCGUGCACAGUGAGCAUGAUCGCUUGUUCUGGGCGUUGACGGCCCGGAUCGAGAGGGAGGUCGAGAGGGGGGAUUAUACGCGGAGUGGGCGGGUGCUCGGGGCGAAUGCUGGUGGCGCCGGAGGGGAUGAGUUCUAUAACCCCGGGGAGUGGGAGGCCGUGCAGCGGGAGGGGUUGGUGGUGGAUGAGAAGGGGUGGACCGGGGGAAGUUUUGUUUUGGGGGCGGAUGGGGGGUCUGUUGGGGAAAGUAGUGGUCAGGGUACUGGAGGUGGAGGUAGAGGAGGGAGUAUGAGGGAGAUUUUGGCCAAAGCGGCGGAAGAGAGGAUGAAGAGGGAGAGGGAAAGGGAGAGGGAUGGGCAGUAGAGCUUAAAGUCUGCUUGGGUGCUUGGAUUCUUUGUCUGCAGAUAUCUUCCAGAUUCACUCAAUCCUCACGAUGUAACGAUACCAGAAUCAAACAAAAUCAAACU
Messenger RNA from Aspergillus japonicus CBS 114.51, 1423 nucleotides. RefSeq names its product putative zinc metalloproteinase. NCBI's taxonomy places the organism in Eukaryota, Fungi, Ascomycota, Eurotiomycetes, Eurotiales, Aspergillaceae. The coding region runs from base 132 to 1319 and encodes 395 amino acids. Gene Ontology annotation, molecular function: proteasome binding. The record is from RefSeq and is a predicted model, not a curated record. The transcript has a single exon.